Geosmithia morbida is the source of this 1539-nucleotide messenger RNA. RefSeq names its product putative arabinose efflux permease, MFS family. Lineage: Eukaryota; Fungi; Ascomycota; Sordariomycetes; Hypocreales; Bionectriaceae. The record is from RefSeq and is a predicted model, not a curated record. Gene Ontology annotation, biological process: transmembrane transport. Gene Ontology annotation, cellular component: membrane. Gene Ontology annotation, molecular function: transmembrane transporter activity. The coding region runs from base 1 to 1539 and encodes 512 amino acids. The transcript is spliced from 2 exons.
AUGGCCUUGAACAAUACGGAACAACACAUUUCUUCUAGCGACGGCGGUGAUUCCACGCCUGUUGAAAAUGCCAACCGAGAGAAGGAUGCAGAGAGUGCGAUGCCACAUCGACAGCCCUUCCCAGAAAUGGAUCUGAGAAACGGGAUAGUUGGCUGGGAUGGGCAAGAUGACCCCGAAAACCCUCGAAACUUCUCUAGCAGGAAAAGAUGGACAUUGCUUUCAAUAAUAAGUGGAAUGACCUUUGUCACGCCUUUUGCCUCCAGCAUGUUAUCACCCGCUGUUACCUUUGUGUCUGCUGAGUUUGGUAUCACCAACCAGACAUUGCUGUCAUUGAGUGUCAGCAUUUAUUUACUGGGAUAUUCAUUUGGACCUCUGCUUCUCGCCCCGAUGAGCGAGAUAUACGGUCGACGAAUUGUCCUAAGUCUGUCCAAUUGGUUCUUCGUCAUUUGGCAGAUUGGAUGCGCGCUCUCUCCAAACAUAACAUCCCUGAUAAUCUUCCGCUUUCUUGGUGGCAUGGGAGGAUCUGGUUGUCUGACCCUGGGUGCUGGGUUGAUUGCCGACCUCUUCCCUAUUGAAAGACGUGGCUUAGCGGCAUCUUUCUGGAGUUUGGGACUAUUGGUUGGUCCAGUUCUGGGCCCGGUUUGUGGAGGCUUCAUUUCCGAAACCAUCGGUUGGCGCUGGAUCUUUUGGACUCUACUCAUUGUUGGAACGUCGAUGUCCGCACUUAUAGACCUCUUGAACGAGGAGACUUAUGCCAUCGUUAUCAUCCAACGGAAGAAGAAGCGAUUAGCAGCAGAGCUUGGGCGAACAGAUCUACGCAACGCCUACAAACACGAUGGAAAGGAGGAAUCUGUCUUGGCAACACUCAAGAUAGAUUCUGUUCGCCCUGUCAUGCUAUUCUGCACAUCGCCCAUUGUAUUCCUUCUUUCCAUGUACUUGGCCGUUGAAUACGGGUUAUUAUACCUAUUCUUCACAACGAUUCCAAUUGUUUUUCCGGGAAAGUAUGGUUUUUCUCCCGGAAUUUCGGGAUUGACCUAUCUUGGAAUCGGUCUCGGAUUUCUUCUGGGAUUAAGCCUCAACGCAUAUACCAGCGAUCGAAUGAUGAUGGAAUCGGUCAGACGCAAUAAUGGAAAAUUCGAGCCAGAAAUGAGGCUUCCAUUUCUUGUGUUCUAUUCUACAUUCUGCACAAUCGGCUUCUUCUGGUAUGGCUGGACCGUGGACAAGGGGAUUCACUGGAUUGUCCCAAUCAUUGGUAUGGUUCCCUUUGGUUUUGGACUAAUGGGUCUAUGGCUCUGCAUUCAAACAUAUGUUAUCGACUCCUACCACAAAUAUGCAGCUUCUGCAAACGCUGCCAUCACUGCAUCCCGAUCGCUACUCGGUGCUACUCUUCCUUUAGCCGGGCCGAAACUCUUCGAGACCCUGGGCCUGGGAUGGGGCAACUCCCUGCUUGGAUUCAUAUCUUUGGCAUUCGUGCCUGUUCCGGUAAUAUUUCUGAGGUACGGGAAGAGGAUUAGAGAGAAAUAUGAUGUACAAUUCUAA